GGCGUGUUGGUGACAGGAGACGGUCCGGUGACACGCGGAUGCCCGUGUGGCCGCAUUAAUUAUUGUCAGCGACUGGGAGCGAUAUGGACGCGCGCACGAACGCAGCGUCCUGCCCUUCCACAUCUUGACUAGUGGGAGUCAUGAACCGCUGCAAGGUGACGCGUCCUCUGAUUCCAAUCGAAACUUCACCGCAGACGCCGCGUUAUUAAUCGCCGUCCGCGGCGGGGAAGCGGCUCCUUUCUUAUCGCACGUCGGGAUCGGGACCGUCUUGCGCAGUGUUACGGCGCACGGACGGACGGAGGGAGCGAGCGAACGGCGGCCACUCCGGGGAAUGUCGACUGGCCGUCAGCGCUGACAUCGGCCUCCUGAUCCGAGACAGCAGCCGAAUGGGGUAGAGUACAUAGCAUUUCUCACUGCCACAGCCGAGGCGUGCUAGCGCUCCGUGGACGCCGUCUCUCCUCACGCGUGGACUAACUUUCUUCUCUUUUGUUUUUCCUUUAUUUUUUAUUUUUUGUAAUGAGGUCUUGUGCCUGCUAGCAAGCCAGUAACAAAGUUCAGAUCCCGUUAGCUAGCGCCGCUCCGCCUGCAGAUGUGUGCUACGAGUAGCCUGGCGGAGACGUGGAUUAGCAUGCUAACUUAGCCGGGCACCGGGCUGGCGCAGCAAGUCCCCACUCAGGAGCGCGGGGGUUCACGUCGGGGGCGAGUGUCCUGAAAUUCACCCGACGGGAGAACUUAAAAGAGGCCCAGCGCCUGCUCAGCCCUGCGUUUUAUCGCGCUCCCUGCGCCGAUAAGAGCUUUUCCCACCCGCAGGUUCCAGUGUGGUCAGUGAAGUGUCCUGGGGAGUGUCAUGGCAGUGAGUCAGAAAAAUGAGAUGAGUAUUACCUGUAAGCAAUGUGACCUGCACUGACGAACACAGCUAUUCCCCAUUCCUGACCUCCACCUCAAUCACCAGCCAAUCAAAUGCAUCAAGACAAUAAACUGGCCAAUCAUGGCAAGCAGGUCACCAGCGACGGCAGGUCACAAAUACCCAGUGUAAACCAGCAGGGAGCUGCUGGCCACCUGGGCACCAAGGGCAUCGGUGCUGGCAGCCAUGCAGUCAAAGCCAACCAGAUUUCCCCCGGCAACCCUGGCCUGAAGGCUGUCAGCCAAUCGGCGAGCGGCGUUGGCGGGAUGCUGAAAACCAAAUCCAAGCGGGAGCGAAGUGUCUCCAUCGAGUCGAGAACUGUGGCUCCUCCGGCCCUGGAGGCAGAUGCCAAAGGAGACGGCGUCAUGCGCAGUAAGCGCCGUUGUGUUCUGGAGAAGAAACAGCCAUAUAGUGGCGAUGAGUGGUGCUCUGGACCCGACACAGAGGAAGAUGAGGACAAGCCACGUACUGCAGCCCACCGGGACCGUGGGCUGCCAGGUCCUAUCCAGGGCUCCAUGUCUAAUCCUGGGGGUCCUGUAGUGGGAUGUGGAGUGGGGUCAGGGCUAAAACCAGAGCCGCCUCUGCCUUCACAGCAAGUGGUGUAUGUUUUCACAACCAGGCUAGCCAACAGUGCUGCAGAAGCAGUCAUGAAAGGACAGACGGAUUCAAUUCUUCUGUUUCACCAGCAAAAUGUUCCACGCACCAAGUUGGAACAGGGCCACACAGGAAAAUUUCCUAACUUGUCUGAGAAGGUAAACUCCAGUACCUCUCCACUAACAGGCACCCCUAAAUCGCAAAGUGGAACUCCUCGGCCAGCUUCUGCAGGAGUUGGAGGCCCAUUGCACAGUGCAGGAACACCAUCAUCAGCAGGACACUCGGACAGUGAAUCCUCUCAAACUAGACCAGGCGGGCUUCCCAGCAAUAAUAGCCUUGCUGCCCAUAGGUCAGAGGGAGGGAGCAUCACCAAACCUGUAGCAAUGAGCACAGGGGACAUGGCGGGUGCAGGGGUUAUGCCUCUUCCUGUUUCUUCAGGUUCCCCUUCUGAGAAUCCCUCUGUCCUAUCUGCACACCUCCAAAGUGAUACAGGCCAAAGGGCUGGCCCAGUAAACACAGACGGUCUUUCCAAAGAGCAGCUGGAACGUAGGGAGCGCUCUUUGCAGACACUGAGAGACCUAGAGAGACUGCUUCUGCGCAGCGGGACAAGUGGCGGUUCUGUAGACACAGAAGUCGCCAACAACAGUUCUGUUACUAAUGCCUCCAAUCUGAAUAAUAACAAUAAUACUGAUAGGAAUGACAAUCUUGAAGAUGGUAACAAUGGUACUAAAAACCCUGGAAAUUGCAGUAGUGGUAAUCUGCUGUCAUCGUUGGCUCCAAUGGGAGUGUUAAAGAACUAUGAAGAACCUCUACAGUCAAUAAUGUCUCAAACACAGUCCCUUGUUGGGCCUGCUCUUGACAGCCCUCAGUUGAACUCUCACCAUAAUUUACCACCCCCUCAUCAUCAGCUGUCUUCUCCUGGGGUUGACAUGGGUCCCUUACUUGGACCAGAAGGGCUAACCCCAGAACAAAUGGCAUGGCGGAAACUCCAAGAAGAAUACUACCAGGAGAAAAGACGGCAACAGGAAAUGCAACCUCCCACUCAUCCUCAGCAUUUUAGAAUGAUGACUGAAAUGGGAAUGCAUGGAGGACCCAUGAUAAGAGGCCCUCCUCCUCCCUAUCACAGCAAGCCUGGAGACCAGCAGUGGGGUCCUGGCAACAUGAUGGGAGGAGGAAUGGGUGGAAAUGCACGAAUGUUGGAAAUGCAUCAAGAGGGGCCCCGAGGCCCAAGGUUCCUGGGACAGAUGCAGAGAGGGCCUCUUGGGGGAUCGGGGUUCCCUGGUAGUCCAGGUGGAGUUUUGUCAGUGGAGGGACUAAGCUCCCAAAGACCCACCAGACCAGGGAUGAUCUGGUUAGACGACAUUCCCAACAGUAUAGGUGGCGGAGGUCCUUUUCAUGGCUGUUAUCCUGGUGGACCGCUUCAGCACUUUCAAGGUGAUUCUGAGCAUUUGUUAACACGUGAGGAAAUGUUUCGCAUCAUGGAGAAACGACAAAUGCAAGGGCUUCCCAGGUUUGAGCUUGACAGAUUAGCCAAACAACAACAGCAGCAGCAGCAGCACAGCAACCUAGGCUCCAGAAUGGUCGAUAAUCCCGGGGGCCAAGACUUUACCAAUCUGGGAAUUGGUCGGGGGCCAGCUUCUGCUCGAGGUGAUCCAAUGGACUUUUCUGUCUCACGUGAGAUUAUGGGCUCUCCAGGAGGGGGUGGUCAGAUGGUGGAUUCUCCUAUUGGAAGUAGCCUUGCUAUGAACAUGAACCCUCAAAUGAAUGUUCAAACACAACAGCAGAUGAUGUUAUCUCAGAGGCUCAGAGGAGGGUCUGCAGGUGGGGGAUCUUUGGGUGAAAUGUUUAAUCCUGGUGAGAUUUUACGAAUCAGGGGUCAACAGAAUGGAAGAGUAGGGAAUAAGGGAAUGAUGCCAGGACCUGAUGGGCCAUUCCAGUUUACUAAUCAAGGUCCCUUCUCUGGAGGACAGGUAGAGGGUCCCUAUCUUCAGCAACCAGGCCCUGAUAUGUUUGGGCCUGACCAGCAAGGUCCUAAUCAGAUGGGAGGCACAUCACGUCUUAGUCACAUGCCAAUGACGGGAGGCCUCAGGGGAGCCGACCUUGGUCCCAGGCACCCAUCUGACCUAUCAAUCAGUGUAAAUCCCCUAACUUCUCCUUCUCAUCAACUCAAGUCCCCAUCCCUUAACCAGGAGCCAUCUCCCCUUCUACCGUCCCCCUCUGCUCCAGGUCUGAAGUCGCCUUCACAGAUUUCUACUUCAGUGCAUCAUCCCCCUCUUCCCCCUGCAUCAGGCGCUGGCACACCUUCCUCGUCCUCCAUGAAGUCUCCCCAGAUAAUGGGGGCCUCCAACCUUGGUUUGCACUCUCCAUCUGCGUCUCCUGGACAACUCAAGUCCCCAGCCAUGGCUGUGGGCUCUCCUGGGUGGUCAUCCCCUAAAACGGCUCUUCCAAGUCCAGGUUGCCCAACCAGUGGGAAAAUAGUUGGCAGUGGAGGCAGUAGUUCCACUGAUACAGGCCAGUCACUUCCCCCCAGGAGUUCUAACUCUACGCCGAUUAGCCAGCCAGGUUCUAUGAAUCCUACCAUGCCAUUUACGUCGUCUCCUGAUGCCCCUCCGUCGCAGAAUCCUUUAUCUCUUAUCAUGUCACAGAUGUCUAAGUAUGCCAUGCCCAGUUCUACUCCUCUCUACCAUGACGCAAUCAAGACAAUUGCCACUUCAGAUGAUGAGAUGUUGCCUGAUCGACCUCUUCUAUCUGGUGUCAGCAUUGGAGGAAACCUGGGAAAUUCCCAGACCUCCCAGAUACCAGUCUCCCAGGGCUCAAUUGGACCCCACAGUGAUCCACAAAGCCCAAUGGGUAUUGUAAGCCAGAGUCAGCAGCACUUGUCACAUGAUGCCUCAGGACCUGUGCUUUCCUCCCCAAACCAAAUGGGGAUGGCUGCCAUGAUGGGAGGAGGUGCACCUGAUGGAAUGGGGCCUUGCAACAUUUCACUCAUAUCUCAGAACCAGAUGGCAGGUUUUCCUCGAAUGCAACCGCCAUCACAUGGUCCCAUGCACUCACCUAUUGGAGGAAUGUCACAGAAUUUCUCUCAGUCUAAUGAAGAUAUUCUACCACCACAGCGGUUACAUUUGCUAAGCAAAGAUCAUCCUCAUCAACGCUCUUCAGACUCAUUCGCCUCUAUGCCCCUGGGUGAAGGCCCAGAUCUAAGUGAAGUAAUUCGACCCUCUAAUACAGGGAUUCCUGAGUUUGAUCUCUCCCGCAUCAUUCCUUCUGAUAAGCCCAGCAGCACUCUUCAAUACUUCCCCAAGGCUGAGCCACAUCAGAAUCCACAUCAGGGGCCACCGUCCCAGCAAGCUACUCCACAGCAGCUCUUCAAACAGCUUUCUUCUGGCCCCUCACACAGCAGCGGGCCAUCAUCUAACCCCCACUUGGCAAACCUACAGAAUAUGAUGGCUGAACAGCAGCUUCCACCUCACCCCUCACAUGGUGGAAUACGGCCAGGCAUUGCUCAGGGGGUCCCUAGAGGUAUGGUUGCUGGUGGAGGCAUGGGCCCCAUGUGCCCUCCAGGACAUAUGAUGGGAAGGACAGGCAUGUUGCCUCAGCAACAAUUCCAGCAACAGCAAGCCAUGAUGGCUAACAACCUUCUCCAUCACCCUUCCAAUCCAUACUCCGGAAUGAUGUCCCCCCAACAGCAUCCACAUAAUCUAAUGGCACAGCAAAACCUUAUGAUGAUGCAAGCUAAGCAGCGAAGCAUGUCGAUUCCUGGGGAUCCCUUUGGCCCCCAGGGUCCACUAAUGUCCCCUCAGGGUCCCAUGAUGGGUCCUCCCCAUCCACAGUCUGGUAUGAUGGGUCCCCAGUCCCUCAGACAGCGGGGAAUGUCCCUGGACAGUCCCAUUGGCUAUGGCUCUGGAGGUAUGGCCAAUAUGCCAUUCUGAUCCAGCUCAAACGGUUAAAACAAACUAAAAUCACAAGCUGUUCUACGUUACCUUCCCAUUGUGUCCAGAUUCCUUUCCAUGUUAUUCUUGCAGUUGUUUGAGAAGAGGACUUGUUUAAAAAAAAAAAGAUAAAUCUGUGAUAAUCUACACUUUUUGGAUUACAGCUUAUUAAAAUGUAAUAUUUAAAGCCAGUGUAACAGUUCAAUAAGAAAUCCGAAGCCAUUUUCUAAAAUACUGUAAAAUAUGUAUAUUUCAAAUAUGUAUGUAUGUAUGUGUUGUGGGAGCAGAGUGGUGGUCAGGAGUGGAGUGCCUCAGAUUUCAUUUUUUAAUAUCACUGAUUUAUUUUCUCCAACUACCAAACAUAAAUAUAUAUAAUAUAUACUUGCUGUACAUAAGAUGCAAUUUGUGAUUGUUUGCAGUUGGUCUGUAUAACUGUUUUAAUAGAAGUCUAAAGAUAGAUUAAUUCUGAUCUGAGGUGGUGUUAAUUUUGGUUACUAUGUUGUUAAUUACUGUUCUUUGGUAACACUGACAAUGGAACACAGUUGCUGUAUAAUACAUGAAAUCUUUAUUAAAUUGAAUUAGCAGUAGCUACAAUACAAGCAAAAACAUUUUGGUCAACAAUAAAUGACUGCGUAAAUAAAACACGUUUGAAACGCAA
Messenger RNA from Betta splendens (Siamese fighting fish), 6085 nucleotides. It is a transcript of the gene bcl9l, whose product is annotated as bcl9 like. The transcript is spliced from 9 exons. Lineage: Eukaryota; Metazoa; Chordata; Actinopteri; Anabantiformes; Osphronemidae. The record is from RefSeq and is a predicted model, not a curated record. Gene Ontology annotation, cellular component: beta-catenin-TCF complex. Bases 961 to 5427 code for a protein of 1488 amino acids. Gene Ontology annotation, molecular function: beta-catenin binding; transcription coactivator activity. Gene Ontology annotation, biological process: negative regulation of transforming growth factor beta receptor signaling pathway; canonical Wnt signaling pathway; positive regulation of transcription by RNA polymerase II.